UCAGCGCCACCCGUAGUUCCAGACAACACAAUGAUGGCGGCUUCCACUAGCAGUAAGAAAGGACAGGAGCUUUCUAAGGCUGAGUACCUAAAACGUUAUUUAUCAGCCGACGACGAUUCCCUGACAUCAAAAGCGAAGACAAAAAAGAAGCGACGCAAGGUUCCCGAGAAAGGACUUAAAAUAGUAGACGAUGACAUAGACUGGAAGCAGAUGGUCACGCAGCAGACGGAGAUUGAGGAGGAUGAUGAAGAAGAAGCUCCGGUGAUUGCUGAGGUGAUUGAUGAUCGACCAGAAGAAGUGAAACAGCUGGAAGCCUUUAGGACCAGCAACAGAUGGAAAGUAGUUGGAGUGGAUCAAAAUGAAGACACGGGUGAAGGAAAAGGAAAAGACUAUCAAGAGGCUGAGGCAUCAAGAAGAAGUCGACAUGACUCACCAGAGUUGUCAUCAAAGAGACGAGGAUGUGAUUCUCCUGUCAGAAAGACCCGCCAUGACUCUCCAGACGUCUCUCCACCCAGGAGAGGUCGGCAUGACUCUCCAGACGUCUCUCCACCCAGGAGAGGUCGGCGUGACUCUCCAGAAGUCUCUCCACCCAGGAGAGGUCGGCGUGACUCUCCAGAAGUCUCUCCUCCCAGGAGAGGUCGGCAUGACUCUCCAGACGUCUCUCCUCCCAGGAGAGGUCGGCAUGACUCUCCAGACGUCUCUCCUCCCAGGAGAGGGCGGCAUGACUCUCCAGACGUCUCUCCUCCCAGGAGAGGUCGGCAUGACUCUCCAGACGUCUCUCUUCCCAGGAGAGGUCGGCAUGACUCUCCAGACGUCUCUCUUCCCAGGAGAGGUCGGCAUGACUCUCCAGACUUGUCACCUGCAAGACAACGGUCAGGGAAGUCAGAAAAGGUGCAACGUAAAGAUUCAUCCCCCGCCAAAAGGAAGCCCAGUUCAUCCUUAUCAAGUAAAAAACGCUCACCUGAUCCUCAUCGGUCAGCUGGGGCUCAGAAGGGUCAGAAGAGGUAUGAUUCAGACUCUGAUCAGUCACCCCCGAGGAAAAGGCCCCUGAAGGGAGAAGCCUCAGACUCUGACCAGUCUCCUCCAAGGAGGCGCUCAAAGACAAAACGCGGCUCAGACUCUGACCAGUCUCCACCCAGAAGACGGCCACAGAGUGGAAAGGACUCAGAUGGAGAUUUGUCACCACCUCGUAGAACUGGCCAGUCACAGGGCCAAAGGAUGCUUUCUGGUGGAAAGGCAGGUCUGGUUUCUGUGGAUGUUUUAAGGAAAGAGCAAGAGGAAAACAGACGCAGAGAAAGAAACAAUCAGCCACUUGAAGAUGAAUCCCGUAAUGCCCAGACAAUUUUCCGAGACAAAAGCGGUAAAAGGAGGGAUCUGGAUUCAGAGAGAGAGGAACAGAAGAAGAAAGCUGGAGAAAAAGCAGCAAAAGACGAGAAAUAUGCUCAGUGGGGGAAAGGGUUGGCACAGAGCCAAAUGCAUCAGCAGAAACUUGAGGACGCGCUGCAUGAAGCCCAGAAGCCGCUGGCGCGUCACUAUGACGACGAGGAUCUUGACCGCAUGUUGAGAGAGCAAGAAAGAGAAGGAGAUCCUAUGGCUGCAAUGCUCAGGCGCAAAAAGGACCGUGGUAUAAAAACACAAGAGAAACCUCGAUAUAAAGGCCCUACUCCACCUCCAAACCGGUUCAAUCUUCUACCGGGCUAUCGCUGGGACGGAGUUGACAGGUCAAAUGGUUUUGAACAGAAACGCUACCAGCGGAUAGCAGAUAAAAAGGCCGUCCAGGAGGCAGCUUAUAAAUGGAGUGUGGAGGAUAUGUAAUGGCUUUCAGAAACUGAUUAAUCAAGAGCAGAGCUAAAGAGCACACCUGCUCACCUUUUAUAAUUUCUAUGCUGUUAAAACAACUAAAGGCUAGAUACGUCUACUCAACAAAACUUAAUUUUUAAACAGUUUACAUAGGAGACUAUUUGUUUCACCUUUCCAAACCCUUUUGAUACUGUACCAGGGAUAUGGGCUGGAACUGUACAUAGCAAUGAAGCAUGUUCAUGAUUUUUGUAAAAAGUUAUUCAAUGUGGAGCAGGAACUGCAGUGGUUUUCACUGUUUUAUUAAACAAUACUUUUGUAAA
Messenger RNA from Archocentrus centrarchus (flier cichlid), 2120 nucleotides. RefSeq names its product BUD13 homolog (gene bud13). The record is from RefSeq and is a predicted model, not a curated record. Gene Ontology annotation, molecular function: RNA binding. Bases 31 to 1815 code for a protein of 594 amino acids. NCBI's taxonomy places the organism in Eukaryota, Metazoa, Chordata, Actinopteri, Cichliformes, Cichlidae. The transcript has 10 exons. Gene Ontology annotation, biological process: mRNA splicing, via spliceosome. Gene Ontology annotation, cellular component: RES complex; U2-type spliceosomal complex.